AAGCUCAGUUAGCUUGUGGAUUCGAUAGAUUCCAGUGAAAUGAAAACAUGAAGAAUCUUUUGCUAGUAUCUAUUUAUUUUCUGGUAUUAAAUUGGGAACGUAAUGCUGAAGUCGCUGCUAUAAAAGAUGGUCAAGUUUUACAAGACUGGUGGCUAGAGCAAGGAACGGGAACACAAAUCGUAUUCACUUCGGAGGUGCUGAACGCCGAAGAGACAGAGUAUCCUAGCGACAACCACCAAGGUGUAGAGGGCGAUAUUCUCAUAGUAUGUGGAAAAUACAAUAAGGAGCCAGUAAACGAUGAGGACAAUAAGGACAUUGUAAAAGCUGACAUCUACAAAGUCGUGAAAGCCACUGAAACUACCAUAACGUAUGCAUGGCACAUCAAAGAUGGACAGUUGAAAUGUAAGAAAAGAACAUAUGUUGAACAAAAGAAAAAGACCUAUGCUCUAGUAAAUCGAUCAGAACUAAAAUAUGUUGAAUGUCCGGAAGGUUUGGAACAAGUACUGAGAUCCCCGUUGGUUGACAACCCAGCCUUUGGUAUAGUAAAUAUUUUGCCAAGUGGAGAUAACUAUUUUGACAUGAGAUACUUUGAAAACAUGAAAAUGUACCAUCACUUAAAAAGAAGCCCUCAAACUAAGACUCUGAAAGUGGGAAUAUUAUGGGGACUCUUAUCUAAUGAUAGGAUACAAUGUAAUGCCUAUUGCCAUGAUAUUAAUGGUAACAUAGAUACAAUCGUAAUAGCUUCACUCAUUGACGACACUGGCUUAGUUUUGGAAAGUUUUAGAGUGUCCUCUUGCAGUGGCUUACAGAUUAAAUCAUCAAAAACCUCAACUGGAUAUAAAACGAAAUUUAUGCUCGAGAAUAAUGAAUACUAUGAAAGAGAAAUAACAGUGGCCGUUACAGAGAGGAAAGAAUACUAUACAGCAAUUAAACUGAAUGUUGGAGACUUUAUCACAUCAUCAAAUAGACCAUGGAGAUGGUUAUUUAGAAGAUAAGGGAAAAUCUAUUUAUAAAACAGUUUUAAUCAAACUGUCCAACACAAGAUUGUGUUACUGUAUCAGCAAAUAAAAUAUUAACGACUCUU
This is a messenger RNA of Macrosteles quadrilineatus (aster leafhopper), 1084 nucleotides long. RefSeq lists its product as uncharacterized. The transcript has 6 exons. The record is from RefSeq and is a predicted model, not a curated record. Lineage: Eukaryota; Metazoa; Arthropoda; Insecta; Hemiptera; Cicadellidae. Bases 48 to 995 code for a protein of 315 amino acids.